Messenger RNA from Williopsis jadinii, 1896 nucleotides. It is a transcript of the gene NPR1, whose product is annotated as serine/threonine protein kinase NPR1. Lineage: Eukaryota; Fungi; Ascomycota; Saccharomycetes; Phaffomycetales; Wickerhamomycetaceae. The record is from RefSeq and is a predicted model, not a curated record. Gene Ontology annotation, biological process: protein phosphorylation; intracellular signal transduction. Gene Ontology annotation, molecular function: protein serine/threonine kinase activity; ATP binding. The transcript is spliced from 3 exons. Bases 1 to 1581 code for a protein of 526 amino acids.
AUGAUUGAAUCGACAACCAUAACUUCACCGUCCGUGAAUACUGCACAGAUUGAGCCUCGAUUCAUCGUGUCGAAGCAUAAAGUUGCUGCUGCGCAACAACAGAGCUUGUCGAAAUCCCACGGUUCGCAAGGUGGGUUCUUUGCAAAGUCAAGGAAGGGAUCGCAGAUGGACCUGGGUUCCUUCUACAACAACACCGGGAUGUCCUCUGUUGUCACGGGUUCACCGUCAUCGUCGUCGUCUAUGGAAUCCCGCUAUUCUCAGUCAAGACAUAGUUCUAUGGCGGAUCUCAAGCGUUUCUUUAGGAAAUCGUCAACCAAUGGCGGAGCGCAUUCUCCUUUGAACAGCCAGCCGUCUUUCUUAUCGUCACCAUCCCACUCCUAUCUUGGAAGCAGCACCCGUGAACGGUCCGGCUCGGUGUCUUCCUCGUAUAGCAACAAUGUAUCUGCCUACACCACUCCACAACAGUUACCAUUCUCGAAGAGAUAUAGCAAAUUCGGCGAGAGCUUAGGUGCUGGUGCCGGUGGCUCUGUGAGACUUGUUAAGAGGCUGAGCGAUAACGUUGUCUUUGCUGUGAAGGAGUUCAGACCAAGGACUCAGAAUGAAACCAGACGUGAAUAUGCUAAGAAGAUCACAGGUGAGUACUGUAUUGGCUCUACACUGAGACAUCCAAAUAUUAUUGAGACUGUUGAGAUUGCGUAUGAGAACGACCGUAUCCUACAAGUGUUGGAGUACUGUGACUAUGACCUUUUUGCCCUUGUAAUGUCAAACAAGAUGUCAACGGAGGAGGUUGAUUGUUGCUUCAAGCAGAUCCUCACGGGUAUACAGUACUUACACCAUAUGGGGCUUGCGCAUCGUGAUCUGAAGCUGGAUAACUGUGUUGUUAAUGCCCAUGGUAUAGUUAAGAUCAUAGACUUUGGGUCAGCCGUUGUGUUUUCAUACCCAUUCUCACAGACUUUGAUAGAGGCUAGUGGCAUUGUCGGCUCAGAUCCUUAUCUAUCUCCCGAGACCCUUGUAUUCUCCAAAUAUGAUCCGAGACCAGUCGAUAUAUGGUCAGUGGCAAUGAUAUACUGCUGUAUGACGCUGAAGAAGUUCCCAUGGAAGGUUCCAAAAUUGAGCGACAACAGUUUCAAGAUGUUUUGUUCUGGUAGAGACUGUGAUUCUCUAAGUGCACUACUCACUAGAACGCCACCUCCGCCUCCUAUCGAUGAGCCUUUGACCAUUGGUAAGCCUAUCUCAGAAGACCAAUCGAAUGCUACGUCAUCGGAACCACAACAGGAAAGCGCAUCGAUGCAUACGAGCAACCUCAUUGGAGAAGCACGUCUACUACAAGCCUUACCGGGACACACAAGAAAUGUCAUUGGUAGGAUGGUUGAUCUUGCGCCUGCUUGUAGAGCCUCGAUCGAUGAUGUUAUGGCCGACGCAUGGGUCCAGAGCAUUGAUAUGUGUACUGUUGAGAACCACUACGAUGGCUCUGGAAUCACCAGACCUAUGUACCAUAGAGCUUCCAACCACCACCACACGCAAGUGGAUCAGAGCGAAGCUCACAUUGCAUCCUUAGAGAAGAAGAAGAAUAGAAGAUGAUCACCUCUCACUGUACAUAGGAGGGCUUCACCUCUCAUCGCUGUCCCAUCCUCAGAGAUGACAUAGAAACAAAAAAUAAACACGCACAACACGCAUGUAACAAAACACAUGCCUCAGACGAUACUGCGAAGGACAUGUAGCAGGGGUAGUUUCUAUAUUUAUCCGAUAAGCACAGCGGACAAGUCCUUCGUGUCUUCUCUGUCUUCAUUUGCAUCGUUUCUCUUGGUCAGGUGGUGGUAAUUUGGUCUGGACCUAUGCUUACACGUAAUUAAGCUGCGUUCGGAUCAACUCAAGGCUGGUGCCGUCAACAAAUGC